AUGAGCGGGGGCGUCUACGGGGGAGAUGAGGUGGGGGCGCUCGUCUUUGACAUUGGCUCCUUCUCAGUUCGAGCUGGGUACGCUGGGGAGGACUGCCCCAAGGCUGACUUCCCCACCACUGUGGGGCUGCUGGCCGCAGAAGAGGGGGGUGGGCUGGAGCUGGAGGGGGAGAAAGAGAAGAAAGGGAAGAUUUUCCACAUCGACACCAAUGCCCUGCACGUGCCUCGGGAUGGAGCGGAAGUCAUGUCGCCCCUCAAGAACGGCAUGAUUGAGGACUGGGAGUGCUUCAGAGCCAUCCUGGAUCAUACCUACAGCAAACAUGUCAAGUCCGAGCCAAAUCUGCACCCAGUACUCAUGUCGGAGGCUCCGUGGAACACACGGGCCAAGCGGGAGAAGUUGACAGAGCUGAUGUUUGAGCAGUACAACAUUCCUGCCUUCUUCUUAUGCAAGACAGCCGUGCUCACAGCCUUUGCAAAUGGACGCUCCACAGGCCUGGUACUGGACAGUGGGGCCACCCAUACUACAGCCAUCCCAGUCCACGAUGGCUAUGUCCUACAGCAAGGCAUUGUCAAGUCACCCCUGGCAGGGGACUUCAUCUCCAUGCAGUGCCGGGAACUCUUCCAGGAGAUGGCUAUUGACAUCAUCCCUCCUUACAUGAUUGCAGCCAAGGAACCUGUACGCGAGGGAGCCCCCCCAAACUGGAAGAAGAAGGAGAAGUUACCCCAAGUCUCCAAGUCCUGGCAUAACUACAUGUGUAAUGAGGUGAUCCAAGACUUCCAGGCCUCCGUGCUGCAGGUGUCUGACUCCCCCUAUGAUGAACAGGUGGCUGCACAAAUGCCCACUGUGCACUAUGAAAUGCCCAAUGGCUACAACACAGACUAUGGCGCUGAGAGACUUCGAAUCCCUGAGGGCCUGUUUGAUCCCUCCAAUGUCAAGGGGCUGUCCGGGAACACCAUGCUGGGAGUGGGUCACGUGGUUACCACCAGCAUCGGCAUGUGUGACAUUGACAUUCGCCCGGGUCUCUAUGGCAGUGUCAUUGUCACUGGCGGGAACACUCUGCUUCAGGGCUUCACAGACAGGCUUAACCGGGAGCUUUCCCAGAAGACCCCACCGAGCAUGCGGCUAAAACUCAUUGCCAGCAACAGCACCAUGGAACGAAAAUUCAGCCCCUGGAUUGGGGGCUCCAUCUUGGCCUCACUGGGCACAUUCCAGCAGAUGUGGAUCUCCAAGCAGGAAUACGAGGAGGGAGGGAAGCAGUGCGUGGAGCGGAAGUGCCCCUGA
Cricetulus griseus (Chinese hamster) is the source of this 1281-nucleotide messenger RNA. NCBI's taxonomy places the organism in Eukaryota, Metazoa, Chordata, Mammalia, Rodentia, Cricetidae. The record is from RefSeq and is a predicted model, not a curated record.